This is a messenger RNA of Acanthaster planci (crown-of-thorns starfish), 6837 nucleotides long. RefSeq lists its product as uncharacterized. Lineage: Eukaryota; Metazoa; Echinodermata; Asteroidea; Valvatida; Acanthasteridae. Gene Ontology annotation, biological process: lipid transport. The record is from RefSeq and is a predicted model, not a curated record. Gene Ontology annotation, molecular function: lipid carrier activity; protein binding.
AUGAGUAUUGAUACCCCUACUAACAGCUUCUUGUCCCAUUCAGAUAGUCUUGCUGUUCACUGGAACUACUUUGAUGACGAGUCUGGCAUUGAAUCCUUCCAGUUGGCCAUCUACGAGAUUCGACAUGGGAACAAACGCAAGAUCUUCCCUAUGGAUCCAAACCCCAGGAGCUUUGAGUUGAUCUCUGAUAUCACAGCUCGGUCCCAUGUCCAAAGUGGUCUGACACUGCGUCCUGGAGCUCUCUACGUGACACAAGUCAAAGCCAAGAAUCAAGCCAAGCUGGUUGCUUCUCAUGAAACCAGUGGCAUCAUGGUGGAUCCCAGCCCUCCUGUGAUGAGAUACAUCUACGGUGGCAACCUUGACGGGGAGGCUGAAGAAAUCUUCAGUGGCUACUUGUACCAGAACAGUCGCUCCACAAUCCAGGCAUCCUGGCUGGCUGCAGAUGGUCAGAGUGGUAUCAAGAACUACUGGGUAACAGUUGGAACAGCACCAUGUGACUCACUNGACCCAUCCACCUGCAGUGAUGAGGCAUUCACCGAGGGUUGCCGGCCAGUCUACUAUGUGUGCGUCAAGAGUGAGAAUGGAGCGGGGGCUUUCAGUGAUGUCAUCUGCUCCUCACCAAUCAGGGUGGUGGACAAGGAUCAGGCAGGUUAUGUCACUGAUGGUCCAAGCAUACUACAGGAUAUAGAUGCACAGAAAGAGAAGACAACUGUGACUAUAUGGUUUGAUGAGUUCGAGAGCUCCCUGCACGGUAUUUCACACUACGAAUGGGCAGUGGGUACAACUCCUGGUGGUGAGGACAUCCAACCUUUGACCUCUGCUGGCAUCGUGCCAGGCAAUGAUAAAGACAUACGUGGAUUAGCAGGCAGGGGCAAGGCCCAGUCACCUCUUCCCCUCCAGCAUGGCGUGACCUACUAUAGCACACUGCGAGCCAUCACCAAUGGAGACAACGUCUUGGAGGCCACGUCCAACGGCUUCACGGUGGACAUCACUCCACCGGAGAUUGUGAUCACCGGCUUAGGCCAGUAUGAUGCAAGGGUCAAUCUAAGCUUAGACGGUGGAGUCAAUCUUUACCAGUCCAACACAGACUCUGUUGAUGCCAUGUGGGAUGUUCAAGAUGGAGAGAGUGAUGUCACUGCUACAUACUUCUACAUGGGGCAGUACCCAGGGAGUGACAAUGUCUACCCCAUUACAUCAACAGAUAGAUCCUACAUUCCAUCAGCACUUGUGAGGCCUGCCCCAAUAGGUAUCCCCAACAUUUUGAGUGUUCAAGCAGUCAACAGUGUUGGGUCCAGGAGAACUGUGCACAGCACAGGUUUGACUGUGGAUAACACCCCACCUAGUGGUGGUCAGGUCCAGUGUCCUGCCUUCAUCCAUGCUGACAGCAUUCUCUUGUGUAGCUGGACUGGCUUCCUCGAUGCUGAGUCUGGUAUCGAUCACUACAGUUUUCUCGUUGGGACAGCCCAGGGCCUGAGCGAUGCAUAUCAGUCUGGUACCUUGCCUGGAUACCUCACUCGCUACAGUGUCAGAGAUAUGAAUUUGGCUCACAACCAAGUCUACUAUGCCACUGUGGAGGCUUUCAAUGCUAUCAACCAAAGCACUAUGGCAUUCUCUGCCCCAAUCAAGAUCGAUGAUACUCCUCCGUCAUAUGGCCUGGUGGUAGAGCUGCCUGGAAUACACACCUUCAAUUUCAGUGAUCCGAUGAGUCUGCCAGAAUUGGACUGUACUAACCAAGAGGAAUGCUUACUCCUGGACGGAGAGUGUCUGGAAUCACUCACUCAGCUGCAGAUCCUGUGGCAGCCAUUCACUGACGGAGACACCCAAAUCACUAAGUAUGAGGUUGCCCUGGGCACCACACCUGGGGGUUCUCAGGUCAAACCCUUCUAUGAAGUGUCCAAGGAUCAGACAUCAGAGCUCAUCACUAACAUUGAUCUGAGUGAUAUCCGUAAGGUCUAUGCCACAGUUAGAGGCUACAAUGAAGCCGGUCUGACCAGCACUGCUGUGUCCAAUGGCAUUUUUGUCAGCCGGUUCAGUGCCGGCCUUCAACCUCUCCGACCCUUCCAGGUCAAAGAUGGAGUCAGCGACAACGAACUUGGUGACAUGGACUUCCAAACAUCACUCCAUGAGAUGAGUGCAGCAUGGGACUUCAGCGGGGACCCCUGUCCUAUCACGAAGUAUGAGUGGGCCAUCUAUAGAGUUGACAACCAGGAGAUUCAGCCAUUCACCAAUGUUCAAGACCAAACUUCAGACACCAACACAGAUGUUGAAAUGACAGAUGGUGAGACCUACUACAGCAUUGUGCGGGCUACCAACGCCCUUGGCCUGGCCAUCACUGUCCGAUCUGAUGGAAUCACUGUGAAGCGAGAACCCUUGAUACCUGGGCAGGUGUAUGAUGGCCUCCUGGUGGGCUUUGAUCUGACUUACCAGAAGGAGACGGAUACCAUAUCAGCAAGCUGGAGGGGGUUUGGACAGGGAAUGCCAGUUAAAGAAACUGUUCAUCACACAGGAAAUGCUGAAAUCGCCAGAGACCUCUUCUCGGAGCAAAGUAUUGAUUACUACGAGGCAGCGGUCGGUACUGACCCUCGCUACCCUAAGACCAGAGACAAUGUAGUGCCCUUCACUCACGUUGGCUUAAACACCACAGUCACCUUCACUAACCUGGACCUGACAGUACAAGACUCAACUUACUACGUGACAGUUAGGGCAUACAGUGUGAACUUUGCCACAGCUGAGGUGACAUCCACAGGGAUCAGUGUUGGGAUAGGCAGCACAGUCCAUGGAACUGAGGUAGAAGUGCCCAAGUAUGUGAACUCGGUCUCAGAGGUCCAAAUCAUGUGGGGAGAAUAUGAAUCCACACUCCCCAUCCUGUUCUACUACGCCGGCCUGGGUGAACCCUCCCCGUCCUCCAUCCCACCUGAAGACAUGGACUGCCUGGAUAUGCUGUUGGGGACCAAGGAGGCCCAGGCAACCUUCAGCAAGAGGCAAAUGCGCUUUGUUGGCAAAGACACCUAUGUAGAUAUCAGAAGCCUGAGUCUGACCCAGGAAGACUCCUACUAUGUGACUGUUGUGGGAGUGAAUGAAGGGGGAGAGUGUAAUUCAUCUACCAGUUAUUUCACAGUUGAUGUCACACCUCCUCUUGAGGGUCGACUGCGUGGAGGACCUUUCUAUGACAUGGCAGCAGCAUACACCGACAGCACCGAUUCAGUCUCUGUUGCCUGGGAGGGCUACAGGGAUGAUGAAAGUGGAAUCAAGUCCUUCAACCUCCGCCUGAUGCAGGCUGCAUCGUGUGACAUCGACGAUGACAACAACCUGACUCCGCUACCCAACCAAGACUGGCUGGUACUCAGCCCAGACACCAGAGAUUUUACAUUUGUGGCCCUAAGCCUUGCGACAAACCAGCCCUACUAUGCUCAAAUGUCGGCUGUUAACAACGCUGGAGGCAGUAUCCAGUCCCAAUUCGGACCCAUCUUUGUCGACUCUUCAGAACCGACAGCUGGAAUGGUGGUCGAUGGAAUGGAUUUCAUGAUGGACGUAAAAAACAGCAAGGAUCGAAAUCAAGUUUCUGGAACAAUCCUUCAUUUGCCCAACCCAGUGGGUCCAUCUUGUCCAAUGAAGGACAUUCCCUUCACGGAUCCACAUUGGUCAGCGAUGGAUUUCAAAGGACUGUUGAAUAUGAAAAGAGACAAGUGGGACUUGGAAUACAAAAUGCAGCAGGUAUCUGCAUCCAAUGAGAGUUUGACACUUAAGAUGGAGCGGGACACAAGAGGGCCUCGCAUGCUCUCUGGGGCCUAUGUCACCAAUGCACAGAUUGUCAGGAGCUCUGAGUAUGAGUUUGAUUUGAAGGCAGCACCGCCUGACCUGCACAGCGUGACUAGCAUUCUAUUCUGGGAUGGCCCGGAUGGAACCAUCGGGGAUUUUGACUUUGGUGGACGGGAGAACUGGCAAGAAGGAAUCUGUCAGUGCUGCUAUCAACGACCCUUUAAUCAAUCCAUGUGCCCUCAAUGUGACUGUCAGGACUUCUUAGGAAUACUUGAUUCAUCUGAAGACAACUCAAUGUAUGCAAGUACCACCAACAUGCCACCUGUGACCACAGCUAGUGAGUUCACAUCCAGUGGUAUACAUGAACAGCCUGAAGUGACCAGUAGUGCCUCACUGACCACUUUGACCUCCAGACCAUGGGCCAUCCGUAGACAAAAUGAAGAUGGGGACAGCGUGUCCAAUGAUGAGAAUGCUGGAUUGAUUACACAGAGAGCAUGCGGCUUCCAACUCUAUCCAAAUGGCAGUGCAUCUCAAGCUGUAAUGUGGUGUCGUUACUUCAAGGAUGGUCAGCGAAUGUCCUCUCAGCCUGUAGAUCUAGACUUUGAUCCGUCAGUAGAGGAGCGUCAUUACGCAGUCAGCUUUAGAAGCACACCAUUUGAUGCACAUGAGGAUGAAUGGUCCUUUGAUGUCCUCAUUGAUGGUAAGCUGCUGGCCUCACUGACUGGCAUACCAGUCAUGUCCUCAUCUACCAAGCUCAUUCUCCAUGUCUUCAAUCGAGACAGCUACAUUGCUGAUCUGCAAGACCCAUUCAAUCCGCCAGUUGUCACAGCAACACUCAGGAACUUCAAGAUGCCACCUGAGCAGAGCAAGCUGUGUCGUUAUGGGGCACCAUUCAGGGCUGGCACCAAUCCCGUCUCCCGUUACUUUGCCGGUGUUGGCUCAGAAGCAGGAGCUACUGAUAUCGUACCUUUCAAGGAGAUCGCGAGGCCCUGUGUCCCUUGCAUCCAUCCCUGUGAUCGUUAUCAGUGCGAUCCCUCGUGUUCUGUAGAUGCCGUUCCCAUCACAUUCACCCUCACCAACCUGACCCUGCCCAGACUGGAAAUCUUGAAUGUAACAGUUGAUGAUGACACUAAUGCAACAGUGGCAACUUCACAAAAAGAUGGAGGAUCGCUCCCAUUCUUUCUGACAGUGAAAUUUGUCCUUGGAAAUGGGAAAUUGGUGUCAGCAUCCUCCAACGGCUUCUACGUGGAUGAAACCCCAGCAGAACUGGAUGUGUUCUUUUAUGUAGAUCUCAAUGUUAGCCGGUACAAGCCGACGUGGUACCAGUCGUCAGAGUCUACCAUUAGUUGUCUGUGGAGCUUCAUUGACAUGGAGAGCUUGGUCAAGGAGCAUUACUGGGCCAUAGGAACCUCCAGAGGGGCCAGAGACCUGCAAGACUUUGUCAACGUUGGGUUGAACCAGACAGCUACCAACAGUGAUCUGAAGGGAUUACUGCACCACAACACAACGUACUAUGUGACCCUGAAGGCUGUCAAUGGAGCAGGCUUGGAAACAAUAGUAGAGUGUGAUGGAGUCACGGUUCUGCUGGAAGAGCCCACUGCAGAUGAUGUCAACACCAACACCAUGUUUAGUGAGAAGUUUGAGGAGGAGGUGUACCCACCUGAUGUGGAGAAAAGUGAGGACCCAACCAAGACUGGGACCUCCUGGUCCAAACCAGGGGAUGAGUCCAUCAUUAGCUAUGAGUACUGUGUGAGCAGUUCAGCUGAGCUUCUCGAUGAUGUUGUUCCCUGCAUGGUGGUUGGGGGCAACUCCUCUGGUUCCGUGGCCAUUGAGAAUGGAAAGAUCGUAGUCCAAGCCGGUGACAGGGAGGAGAGGUUCAACAUCACCGACUUCCAGAUUCCAAAGGAGUCCACUCACCAGGUGAAGACAGGUGCAAAAUUCAACAUGGAGCCUGGCAAAUGUCUACAUACCUCAAUGAGGAUGUGCAAUGCAGCUCAGUUGUGUAAGAUUGUGCCAUCAGGAACUACUAUGGUGUUAGGGAAGAGUGAUCAGGUGUUGACAUCACACAGUGGUACAGACCUCAUCCUGAUGUCAACAACAGUUCAUAGAAGAAAGAAGAGAGCAACAGACAACCACUUUGAUGUCACUGUGGCUACCACGGGAGGUCUGCACGUGGGUGGUUCUCUCAUCCUAGGCUUGCUGGAUGUGAAUAGAACCAAUCAGGAAUUCACAUCAGAUGCUUCCCCUGAUUAUAAACCUUACAUCACCAAUCCCCUGUAUACCAUCCAAUACACAUCAAGACUGCUCAGGCAAAGGAUACGCUUUGUGUAUGAGCCAACAUUCUACAUCUCCAGUCUUGGUCAGAUUGAGCUCCAAGGGCCACUGGUGAUCAGUCUGACUCUCAGAACCCUAGGGAACUGGACAGAGGCAAAGCCUAGACUUAUCUACUGGGACACAGACCACUCUGAAUGGCGUGAUGCAGCCAAGACAUGCAGUGAUGUAGAUCGUAUCACGUAUCUCAAUGGUGGAAACCAAGUCAACGUGGAGGUUUGCUCUACCCGGGCUCCAGCCUCAUCACCCUCAGCGGCAGGUCGUAAGCGGCGGGCUGUGCAAGAGGAACCUGUACCAACCAGCCCCACUAGGUCUUACUUCAGCCAUGAGACCCAGUUUGCCUUGGCUGUGGUCCUUGAUACCAUCCCUAACAGCCCUCCAGUGAUCACAAACUUCAUUGAGAAGAUGAUCAUGAAUGAAGAUGAAGGUACUUUGGUGUAUACAUUCCAGGCCAUUGAUGCUGAAGAUGACGUCUUAGUCUUUGAACUUGGCAGCAACGAGGACUUACAGGGCACUGCAACGAUUACUGAGGAUGGUGAAUUCAGCUACACACCCUGUGCAGAUUGCUAUGGCAUUUUCAAUGUCCAUGUCACUGUAAGAGAGUUGCAGAUCUUCACUGAGAGAGAGUUCCUGUCAACCGGCGUUGAUAUCACCAUUGAAGUUCAACCAGUUAACGAUAACCCUGUGCUGUACAGUGCACAGAACAGCCAAGUUGUUGGCAAUGGACGCAUUGCAUUGGUAAAUUAA